Molecule: messenger RNA, 4875 nt
Organism: Anolis sagrei ordinatus
Lineage: Eukaryota; Metazoa; Chordata; Lepidosauria; Squamata; Anolidae
Source: RefSeq, a predicted model, not a curated record
UCUCCUUCUUCUCCUCCUCCUCCUGCGGAGGCCAGCUCUCCCUCUCCGCCUCUUGCCGCCUCCGAAGCAGAAGGAGCCAUGCAGAGGUCGCCGCUGGAGAAGGCGAACGUGUUCUCCAAGCUGUUCUUCAGGUGGACCAAGCCUAUUUUGAAAAAGGGUUACAGACAGCGCCUAGAAUUAUCAGAUAUUUAUCAGAUCCCUGCCGCAGAUUCUGCAGAUAAUCUUUCUGAAAAAUUGGAAAGAGAAUGGGACAGAGAGUUGGCUUCAAAGAAAAAACCUAGACUCAUCAAUGCUCUCAGACGCUGUUUCUUUUGGAGGUUUACAUUCUAUGGAAUAAUACUAUAUUUAGGGGAAGUUACUAAAUCUGUGCAGCCACUUUUACUGGGAAGAAUAAUAGCUUCAUAUGAUCCUUCCAAUUCGCUUGAACGAUCAAUAGCUUACUAUUUAGCCAUAGGACUAUGCCUUCUCUUCAUUGUACGGAUGUUGCUUCUUCACCCAGCAAUAUUUGGCUUGCAUCACAUUGGAAUGCAGAUAAGGAUAGCCAUGUUCAGCUUAAUUUAUAAAAAGACCUUAAAAUUGUCAAGCAGAGUCCUAGAUAAAAUAAGUACCGGGCAACUCGUUAGUCUUCUUUCAAACAAUCUGAAUAAAUUUGAUGAAGGUCUAGCCUUGGCUCAUUUUGUGUGGAUAGCUCCUUUGCAAGUGGUGUUGCUUAUGGGGCUUCUCUGGGAGAUGUUGCAGGCUUCAGCGUUUUGUGGACUUGCUCUCCUAAUUGUCGUCGCUCUUUUCCAGUCCUGGCUUGGACGAAUGAUGAUGAAAUACAGAGAUCAGAGAGGAGGGAAAAUCAAUGAGAGACUUGUGAUCACCUCAGAAAUGAUUGAAAACAUACAAUCAGUCAAGGCAUACUGUUGGGAAAAUGCAAUGGAAAAUAUGAUUGAAAACCUGCGAAAAAGUGAACUGAAGCUGACCCGAAAAGCUGCUUAUGUGAGAUAUUUCAAUAGCUCAGUAUUCUUCUUCUCUGGAUUUUUUGUGGUGUUUUUGGCUGUGCUUCCAUAUGCACUGAUUGAUAAAAUUAUCCUCAGGAAAAUAUUUACCACCAUCUCAUUCUGCAUUGUCCUUCGAAUGGCCAUCACAAGGCAGUUUCCUUGGGCUGUGCAGACAUGGUAUGAUUCUCUUGGAGCAAUAAACAAGAUACAGGAUUUCUUGCAAAAAGAAGAAUACAAAACUCUGGAAUAUAAUUUGACAACUACUGGUCUGGAAUUGGAUAAAAUAACAGCUUUCUGGGAUGAGGGAAAUGGGGAGCUGUUUACAAAAGCCAAACUGGAAAAUGGCAGUAGAAAAAUAUCAACAACUAGUGAUGGUCUCUUCUUCAGCAACUUCCAACUUCAUUUUGCUCCUGUUCUUAAAGACAUCAGCUUCAAAAUCGAGAAGGGGCAGCUGCUAGCUGUUGCUGGGUCGACAGGAGCAGGCAAGUCUUCUCUCCUGAUGUUGAUCAUGGGUGAGUUGGAGCCUUUGGAAGGCAAAGUGAAACACAGUGGAAGAAUUUCCUUCUGCCCUCAAGUAUCAUGGAUCAUGCCUGGGACAAUUAAAGACAAUAUCAUCUUUGGAGUUUCCUAUGAUGAAUUCCGAUAUAAGAACGUCAUCAAAGCUUGUCAGUUAGAAGAGGACAUUUCAAAAUUUCCAGAAAGGGAUGAUACAGUUUUGGGAGAAGGUGGAAUCACCCUCAGUGGUGGCCAGCGAGCCAGAAUCUCCCUAGCCAGAGCAGUGUAUAAGGAUGCUGACUUGUAUCUCUUGGAUUCCCCUUUUGGUUAUUUAGACAUGCUAACAGAAAAAGAAAUAUUUGAAAGUUGUGUGUGCAAGCUCAUUGUGAACAAAACAAGAAUCCUGGUCACUUCAAAACUGGAACAUUUAAAGAUAGCAGACAAAAUAUUGAUUUUACAUGAAGGAACAUGCUAUUUCUAUGGAACAUUUUCUGAGCUUCAGGGUCAACGACCCAACUUCAGCUCUGAGCUGAUGGGAUUUGAUGCUUUCGAUCAGUUCAGUGCAGACAGAAGGAACUCUAUUUUGACUGAAACACUGCGGAGGCUGUCUAUUGACAGUGAUGGAAUGGGCUCACGAAAUGAAAUGAAGAUCCCUUCUUUUAAGCAAACAUCGGAUUUUACUGAGAAAAGGAAGAAUUCUGUGAUGAAUGCACUGAACUCAAGCCGAAAAUUUUCUCUUAUACAAAAAACACCACUGCAGGCUAAUGGUAUAGAAGAAAGUCUUGGAGAACCAGUUGAAAGAAGGUUGUCUUUGGUGCCUGACUCUGAACAAGGGGAGGCAAUUUUGCCACGAAGCAAUGUACUUAAUCCUGGCCCCACAUUCAGAGGACCAAGGAGGCAGUCUGUGCUUAACUUGAUGACCCGAACCUCUGUUCAUCCUGGACAGAGCUUUUACACAAAGAACAGUGUAUCAGUACGUAAAAUGUCUGUAGUUCACCAGGCUUCUGAGAUAGAUAUCUAUGCCAGGCGCUUGUCUAGGGACAGCAUGGUAGAAAUCACUGAAGAACUUAAUGAAGAGGAUUUAAAGGAAUGUUUCUUUGAUGAUUCUGAGACAAUGAACACUGUUACAACAUGGAACACAUACUUCAGAUAUAUUACCAUCCACAAAACGUUGCUUGUUGUGUUAAUUAUGUGCGUAGUUAUCUUUUCAAUUGAGGUGAGAAUAAUGACUUUAUAACCUAUCUCUCUUGUUCCAGAAAAUACUACCACAAAUGUAACAAAGUCAACCAACGCUACCUCUGAAAAUGCUGGCAUUGUUGUUACCGAGUCUAGCAGCUAUUACAUCUUCUACAUUUAUGUGGGAGUGGCAGAUACUCUACUGGCCAUGGGAGUCAUCAGAGGCAUACCCCUCGUGCACACUCUGAUAACAGUUUCUAAAACUCUUCAUCACAAGAUGUUGCAUGCAGUCCUUCAGGCACCCAUGUCUUCCUUGAACAAGUUGAAAGCAGGUGGGAUACUUAACAGAUUUUCAAAGGAUAUAGCGAUACUGGAUGACCUGCUACCACUUACCAUAUUUGACUUCAUCCAGUUAAUAUUAAUUGUGAUUGGUGCAAUAUUAGUAGUCUCAGCUAUCGAACCGUACAUCUUCUUAGCAUCUGUGCCUGUGAUAGCAGCCUUUAUAAUGUUAAGAGCAUACUUUCUGCACACUUCUCAGCAGCUGAAGCAACUGGAAUCUGAAGCUAGAAGUCCAAUUUUCACCCAUCUUGUUACGAGCUUAAAGGGGCUUUGGACAUUGAGAGCUUUUGGCCGGCAACCGUAUUUUGAGACUCUGUUUCACAAAGCCUUGAACUUGCAUACAGCAAACUGGUUCCUGUAUUUAUCCACAUUACGUUGGUUCCAGAUGAGGAUAGAAAUGAUUUUUGUCAUCUUCUUCAUCAUUGUGACAUUUGUUUCUAUUGCUACUACAGGCAAUGGGGAAGGAGAAGUUGGCAUUAUUCUUACCUUGGCAAUGAAUAUUAUGGGAACCUUGCAGUGGGCAGUAAACUCAAGCAUCGAUGUAGAUAGUUUGAUGCGGUCUGUCAGUCGAAUAUUUAAAUUCAUUGAUAUGCCAACCGAAGAAUCCCAAACUACGCCACCAUCAAGGAACGAGGGGCUUUCCCAAGUCCUAAUAAUUGAGAAUAAGCAUGUAAAGGAAGAGUAUAUUUGGCCUUCUGGCGGGCAAAUGGUUGUGAAGAAUCUCACUGCCAAGUAUUUAGAUGGAGGCUUGGCUAUCCUUGAAAACAUUUCCUUUUCCAUAAGUCCAGGACAAAGGGUGGGCCUUUUAGGAAGAACUGGCUCAGGGAAAAGUACAUUGCUCUUUGCUUUUUUGAGACUCCUGAAUACCGAAGGUGAUAUUCAAAUUGACAAUGUUUCCUGGAACACUGUUCCUGUGCAGCAGUGGAGAAAAGCAUUUGGAGUUAUACCUCAGAAAGUUUUUAUAUUCUCUGGAUCAUUUCGGAAAAACUUGGAUCCUUAUGGACAAUGGAGUGACGAAGAACUUUGGAAAGUUGCUGAGGAGGUUGGACUGAAAUCUAUAAUAGAGCAGUUUCCAGGUCAACUUGAUUUUGUUCUGGUGGAUGGUGGCUGUGUCCUCAGCCAUGGACAUAAACAGUUAAUGUGUCUUGCCAGGUCAAUUCUCAGUAAAGCUAAAAUUCUUCUUCUCGAUGAACCAAGUGCCCAUCUAGAUCCCAUGACUUUCCAGGUGAUUAAAAAAACUCUCAAGCAAGCUUUUGCAAACUGUACAGUAAUACUCUCAGAGCACAGACUGGAAGCACUGUUGGAAUGCCAGCGAUUUUUGGUGAUCGAAGACAAUAAAGUUAAUCAAUAUGAAUCAAUCCAGAAGCUACUGAGUGAAAAGAACUCCUUCCGACAAGCCAUCAGCCAUUCAGAUCGAGUUAAACUCUUCCCUGUCCAUCUCAGGAGCUCAAGCAAGCGCAGGUCCAGGCCUAAAAUAGGAGCCUUGCAAGAAGAAACGGAGGAAGAAGUGCAAGAAACUCGGCUGUGAAGAUGCAUGGAUGUGCUGUUGAAUUACAGUUACUAGGAAGCCUUCUGUAGGGAAAUAUUAGACCAUGGGAAUAUUGAAAAAGAACCACUGAAAAAGUGUGGGACCAAGCACUAAUUUGAGGAUUUCAGUUACUCUAUAAAUAUGCAAAAAACUUCCCUGGAUCAAAUUAGUUGUUGUGGACAAGGAGACGUCUUCUUUUAAAAGACACACGAACCCCUUCCUUCAAUAUAUAUACACACUGUAAUUUUUUAAAAUUGGAUUUUUAAAAACACUCCAAUGAUUCUCCUUCAAAAAAAAUAUAGAUCUGAAUGUAGUACUGAACAAACUUACUAUCCAGUGCACUGAGUUUAAAAA